Molecule: messenger RNA, 450 nt
Organism: Arvicanthis niloticus (Nile rat)
Lineage: Eukaryota; Metazoa; Chordata; Mammalia; Rodentia; Muridae
Source: RefSeq, a predicted model, not a curated record
AUGUCAGGAAGUAAGACCUGCCUUCCUCCUGCCAUACGGAAGUUGUUGUGGCCUGUGUGGGAGGCGUCUUCGCUACCUAAAAAGCCCAGGGUUCUGGCAACCCUGAACCUUGUCCUCGUGGCAAAUCCAGGUCACUACAAGGAUGAUUGGAGGAGGCUGAAAAAAAAAUAUGGCAACAUUGGUCAUCUGACUUUUGAGUGUCGUAAUUUUCUAGUCCCCCAAAGGGACAUUGUGUUAGAUGUGAGCAAGCGAGGAGCUGAGGGGCUGAGGAGAAGACUGCAGCCUUGGCGGGAGAAAAGAGGAAACCAAGAAGAGGGCCAGAGCAAGGAGAAAACUAAAUUGCAAAGUAGAAAAAAAAAAAAAGAGGGAAAGGUCUUAUCCAGCUCCACUACAGAGAUCACUUCAUAACAGAAGAAAUAAAAGUAUCAGAAAAAAAAAAAAAGAAAAAGA